AGAAUCCAAGCCCCACAUCAUCAAUGACCUCUACACCCGUUGACGUUCUCUCCUUAAGAUAUUUCUCUCUAAUUUCGAACUAUUGUUGGAUUUCAAUUGAAAAUAAGCAAAGUCCCACAAACUUCUGAGUAUAGAGUACAGUACAUAGCUCACAACCUUGAAACAGCUUCAAAGCUACCCCACUCCUGCUCAAGAUGGCUUCCGUGGUGCGCGUCGCUCCUACGCGAGCGGCUCGAGCAAUGAACCUCCUCCGCACAGUCCAAUACACGCAUCCCCCAAGCUGUCCCUGCCACGGCAACCCCUCCCACCAUCACCACCACCAACCGUCCUCUGGACUCCUCUCCCACGCAAAGCGCAAUCUCCAACGCAACUAUGCCACGCCCGCCGACCUGUCCCGCCAAAAAGAAUAUGCGUUCGAGAUGGCCGCGUCGUCAAUUCGGUUCGGGCCAGGCGUGACGAAGGAGGUGGGUAUGGAUUUCAAGAAUAUGGGCGCAAAGAGGGUGUGUGUUGUGACGGAUAGUGUGGUGCGGAAUCUGGAUGCUAUGAAGCAAGUUGUGGAGGGUUUGACGAGGGAGGGUGUGGAAUUUACGAUUUUUGAUCAGUGUAGAGUUGAGCCGAAGGAUAGCUCGAUCAAGGAAGCAAUCGACUUUGCUAAGCCAUACCAGCCAGAUGCCUUUCUGGCUGUAGGGGGCGGUUCAGUCAUCGAUACUGCCAAGCUCAUGAAUCUCUACACUUGCUAUCCUGACGCCGACUUCCUCGACUUUGUCAAUGCUCCCCUCGGAAAGGGACUGCCCAUUGACAAGCCAUUAAAGCCUCUCAUUGCCGUUCCAACGACAGCAGGUACUGGAUCCGAAACAACAGGCACAGCAAUCUUCGACCUAGUAUCAAAACGCGCGAAGACUGGAAUCGCACACCGCAACCUGAAACCAACUCUGGGUAUAUGUGAUCCCCUGAAUACACGAACCAUGCCCUCAGCUGUCCACGCAAGCUCAGGAUUGGAUGUCUUAUGUCACAGUUUAGAGAGUUGGACUGCAAUCCCUUACUUUGAACGGAUACCACGACCUCAAAACCCAAUCAACAGACCAGCAUACCAAGGCGCCAAUCCCAUCAGUGAUAUCUUCUCCCUGCAAGCUCUAAGGAGUACAGUUAAGUAUCUACCCAGAGCUACCAAAGACCCAGAAGAUCACGAGGCUCAGAGCCAGAUGUUGCUAGCAGCCACCCUAGCCGGUGUCGGAUUCGGAAAUGCAGGCGUCCAUCUCUGUCACGGUAAGCACCCCUUUGCCUGUACAAUAGUCUACCAAGAAUCUCUCUAACGCUGUCUUUUAACAGGAAUGUCCUACCCCAUCUCCGGCCAAAACCCCGGCUACAAACACCCCGGCUACCAAGUCUCCACGCCCAUCAUCCCGCACGGCGUAUCCGUCGCCGUCUCCGCCCCCGCCGUAUUCCGCUUCACGGGGCCCUCAAACCCAGAGCGCCACCUCCAAGCAGCCGAAGCCUUCGGCGUCGACAUCUCGAAUGUCAAGAAAGAGAGCGCAGGCGAAGUCCUCGGUGAAGCGCUUGAGAAGUUCCUGGCUGAGUUGGGAGAUCAGCCGAGGGGGUUGAAGGAUUUGGGGUUCAAGAGGGAGCAUUUGGAUGAUUUGGUGGAGGGGACGCUGCCGCAGAAGAGGGUGCUUAUGUUGGCGCCUGG
Molecule: messenger RNA, 1687 nt
Organism: Cadophora gregata
Lineage: Eukaryota; Fungi; Ascomycota; Leotiomycetes; Helotiales; Ploettnerulaceae
Exons: 3
Coding region: 195-1313 (372 amino acids)
Cellular component (GO): mitochondrion
Molecular function (GO): alcohol dehydrogenase (NAD+) activity; metal ion binding
Source: RefSeq, a predicted model, not a curated record